AUGUGCACAAAUCUCAUUAAGAAGUACAUCGUCGUCACUGAAGAGAAGACUUGGAGUGAGGCUCAGCGCUACUGUCAGAAUAACCAUACGGACCUGGCCAGUGUGAGGGAUGUAACAGAGAAUAACACCAUACAUCAGGCCAUACUGCAGGCCAUGAAGGAAGAGGUGGUGUGGAUCGGCCUGUAUAGAGACUGGAGGUGGUCUGACCAGAGUGGCUCAACCUUCAGAAACUGGAUGGCAGGCGAGCCAAACUGGGCAACUACGGUAGUAGGAAAGCACGGAGAGCUCUGUGUGGAAGUUAAGUUCCCAUCUGGAGAGUGGAAUGAUAACCUCUGUGUCACCGAAAAUCAUUUUAUCUGCUAUGAUGAUAAACUGGUUCUGGUCUCAGAGAACAAGACGUGGUCAGAAGCCCUGAGGUACUGCAGAGACCGGCACAUGGAGCUGGUGUCUGUCCACAACCACAGCAUCCAGCAUUGGGUCCGACAGAAAGCCAAGAUGGCCUCCAGUCCCUUCGUCUGGCUGGGCCUGAGGUACACCUGCACUCUGGACUUCUGGUUCUGGGUCAAUGGAGAAGAGUCCUGCUACCACAACUGGGCCCACGGGGAGGGCUACAACACCAGCAAGGAGCAGUCUGGGAACACGGGGGCCAUAGAGAGAGUUGGGGGGAAGUGGGUCGGCCUGCCUGAGACUGACAAAUUCAACUUCAUCUGCAGCAAGAGUGAUGGACCUGAAACCUGCAGCCCAACACAUUGUUCCAGACCCUGAUAUCUGGACCAGCUGAACCCUACAGCCCAACACAUUGUUCCAGACCCUGAUAUCUGGACCAGCUGAACCCUACAGCCCAACACAUUGUUCCAGACCCUGAUAUCUGGACCAGCUGAACCCUACAGCCCAACACAUUGUUCCAGACCCUGAUAUCUGGACCAGCUGAACCCUACAGCCCAACACAUUGUUCCAGACCCUGAUAUCUGGACCAGCUGAACCCUACAGCCCAACACAUUGUUCCAGACCCUGAUAUCUGGACCAGCUGAACCCUACAGCCCAACACAUUGUUCCAGACCCUGAUAUCUGGACCAGCUGAACCCUACAGCCCAACACAUUGUUCCAGACCCUGAUAUCUGGACCAGCUGAACCCUACAGCCCAACACAUUGUUCCAGACCCUGAUAUCUGGACCAGCUGAACCCUACAGCCCAACACAUUGUUCCAGACCCUGAUAUCUGGACCAGCUGAACCCU
Molecule: messenger RNA, 1236 nt
Organism: Oncorhynchus gorbuscha (pink salmon)
Lineage: Eukaryota; Metazoa; Chordata; Actinopteri; Salmoniformes; Salmonidae
Product: macrophage mannose receptor 1-like
Exons: 5
Coding region: 1-765 (254 amino acids)
Source: RefSeq, a predicted model, not a curated record